AAACUACAUAUAAACAGAUUACUCUUAUUUAUUACAGAAACGCAUUAAAGUUUAUACCUAUAGAACUGUUAAGAAAAUUGUGAUUUUAAAAGAAUUUCAAAAAUGUUAGUGCUGGUUUUAGUUCUAAUACCAAUUAUUGUGGAAGGUAGAAUAGAGGUUGAUAUAACAGUGAAAUCAAAUGGUACGGACGUAACAGUGAAUGCAAGUUACUCUGGAAGCGAUGACAGACUAGUUACCGAUGAACAUUUAAAUCUAUUCGACGUCACCAAGACGAAACUAAACAGAGGAAUGCGAAUAGAACUCGGUAAAGUACCAGACGACAUAUUCAUAAGAAACCCUACACCAUACGGAGAUUUAUUUACAAAAUUCGAUUGGGAACAAAUGAAAAGAAAAUUAACUAUUGUUAAUGCUAAGAUAAUAGAUAUUGUUAACCAGGAUAUAGUGCUAGAUACACAUGAACAUAUUAACAAUACUACAAAUAUAGUAACAGCCAAAAGAAGCAUGUAUAAAGUUAUGGAUAACAGCAUUAGUUCUACAUGGUCUAAAACAGGGCUACCAGCAGACAAUGCUCAAACAACUUUCAUCCUUAACUUUGAAGGUGGUAAGGCGAAAGUCGUGAAAAAGUGGAGAAAUGAGAGCACACAGAAUUUCAAAAUACCUGUGGGAAUAACUAAUAAAGGUUUGAUAACGAUUGUACCAAAGCAGACUGCUGUCACGAAACUAAUAGUUUCAAACACAAUAAUUCUGAUUCAAAUUAUUUAUAAGGCUGAAUUAUCAGGGAAUGUGAUAGGUAAUUACGCUGAACUGUAUGGAAAAUAUCAUUAUUGGGCCCCAGCUGUGAAGAAUAUACUAAAAGCUGCUAAAGUAAAAAAUGAAAUCUUCACAACAAAAGUUGUUGAACUUCGAUGUUAUACCAGACCAAGAUUGGCGGUUUUCGAUAAAACUACAGGUAGUACUGUGGAAGCCAAAAGGAAGAGGCCUCGUAUGAAAAUUAUACGAAAUAAUAAUGAGACGCGGAUUUUUUAUACAAAGACUAAGAAGCAAAAGAAGAUUAAAAAGAAUCCGCAAAUAAGUAUUUAGUUUAUAACAUUAUUGUAUUUUUAUUUAUUUAUACUUUAUCAUUAGAACUUAAAAGAUGUAAAUAAUUAUGAUUAUCUCAAGACUCAGGACCUCUGUGGACGCCCUCUGCCCCAUCUAGGGGACAUAUGACCUUAAGUCAAGUAGGUAAGCCAUUGGAACUUAAAACGGGAUAUUAAAUUAUUGUGAGUUUCCAAUAUUUCAGUAAUGUUGCAAACGCCAUUGUUAUGUUUUUGUACAAUCAAUCCACAGUAAAAUAACUUACAAAAACAUGUCACAAAUUCAAAAUGUAAAACUUUUUGAUUAAAUUUCUAAACGUAAACGUGAAUGUCAUCAGCUAACGUCAAAACUUGACGUCUUUAUUCUGCCAAAAUCAAAUUGUCGUGUCAAAUCAAAUGUCGUCAAAAGUUCGAAGGUUCGAUUCAUGAUUUGCAAUAAUUUGUAUUAAUUGACCGAUAAAAUAAUAAUCUAAAUACCGAGUGGACGAUGAUUUCAUGAAUUAAAAUAUUAGCUUAGUCUCGACCCCGUUUCAAUUCAUCUUUUUGAUUUAUUUAUCUGACGCAACCCGUCGUAGACUGACGCACGUAAACCAUUGUGUACAUUUUAUUUAUUUUUUUGUUAUUAAUUUUAUUUUUUCUAAUAAACUUUGUGCGGUGUA
Spodoptera frugiperda (fall armyworm) is the source of this 1735-nucleotide messenger RNA. Its product is annotated as spherulin-2A-like. Bases 103 to 1080 code for a protein of 325 amino acids. The record is from RefSeq and is a predicted model, not a curated record. Lineage: Eukaryota; Metazoa; Arthropoda; Insecta; Lepidoptera; Noctuidae. The transcript has a single exon.